AUGACAUGGAUUUUAUCUUUCAUAUUUCUUCUUCCCGAAACUUAUGUAAUAAGUUACAGUGAUGAGAAAAAGGGGUGUGCUUUCUUUUUCCCUGAUUGGCUCGGUAAAGCUGAUUCAGUCUUAUGGCUCUUUGCUAUAGGUCUCUUCCCGCUAGGAGCCAUGGGAAUUAUGUACGGCCGCGUGGUACGACGGUUAUGGUUUUCGGGCGACCAAACUUCAAACGUAUCCCAGAGGGCAAUGCUACAGUCGCGGAAACACGUGACUAAGACGGUUUUAUUGAUAACUGUGGUUUUAGCAAUUUCUUGGCUUCCAAACCUUAUUUACUACUUUUUGGAGUCUUUUAAAUUCAUCAACGACACAAGGACAAUAGUUACGAACGUUGGUUCGUCAGAGCACUUAUUUCGCCUCGUCACGUAUAUAUUCAUAUCAGUUAAUUCAACCAUUAACCCCGUUAUCUACGCAGCCCACGACAGAGCUUUUCGACGCCACAUGUGGAGACUAGUAACUAAAGGAUGCAAAUCUCGUAAUAAUAAGGUCAUAGGAGAUCAUCCAUCCACAGUUUCUGCCCUCGCUUUCAGGGGAGUUGCAAUGGAUCAGUGUAAACUCCCAGAACCCCAGGAACAGCAGGAAAACGGUGAAACAUGUGGUUUAUAG
Molecule: messenger RNA, 654 nt
Organism: Porites lobata
Lineage: Eukaryota; Metazoa; Cnidaria; Anthozoa; Scleractinia; Poritidae
Source: the annotation of a GenBank genome assembly